Molecule: messenger RNA, 1074 nt
Organism: Alternaria metachromatica
Lineage: Eukaryota; Fungi; Ascomycota; Dothideomycetes; Pleosporales; Pleosporaceae
Exons: 3
Coding region: 1-1074 (357 amino acids)
Source: RefSeq, a predicted model, not a curated record
AUGUCUCGAGCCCCGAGCUGUCCCGCCGCCGCCGCCCCCAAGAAGAAAGCCGACACGCCAAAGGAACCAACUUCUAGUCAGCCCGCCAAGAAGAAGCCCAAGAUUGCUCGGAAACGCAAAAACGACGGCAAUGACAAUAUUCUCGCUUCCGGAACGGAUCCGAAAAGCUUCGUACAAUUACACAAAGGCGAAGGCCAGGUCGGCUCCUACGCCAUGUUCGGCCGCUGGGACGAGUUCCGCAAGUUCAUCCUGUCCAGCCUAGUGCUGAAUGCCUAUACCAAUUCUUACACCGACCGCGGAACAAUCCAAGUGCGCCAGAGGGAUGUACUAGAGUAUAUCCGUGACCGGGAGGAUAGAAUGAAGUCGGAGGCAAGCCCCAUCGACGUAUACCCAGUGCAGAUCGACAAGCAGGAGAAGAAGGCUGUCAGCGCGUUCAAGGCCCUGACAGGAAGGCAAGCAUCGGCUUUUGACCGUUCGGACGUGAGCGUGCAGAGCUUCGGCCCCUACCUCAAGUACGGAGAAAGCGACCUAGAGCCAUACAGCCGCGCGUUCAGCGUGAUCUUGUGUCUUUCGUGGUCAUUGAGCCCCAAAGUAUGGAGCAAAAGGUUCGAAAAUGCCAAGUGGGACGAGGAGGUCCGUUCUAGUACAGCUCACGUCCCGCAUUGGAUGCGGGAGCGAGACGACACAAAGAAGACCGCCAAAGCCCCAGACCAAGCAACAAAUACAUCCGAGCCGCCCAAGCCGAACCUGGAGGUCCUUGUAUCUUGGAAGAUGAUUUCCCUUUUACCUAAGCAACGAGAGCUUACGGGGUGGUUAACAGAAACCGGGCUGAUCGACAACAUCAUACUGGAACUCCGGAUGACGAUCAGGCCAACAGCAACUGUUACGGAAGUCCGCGACAUCAUCCGAGCAAAGUUUCAAUUGGAUCAGAACCAGGCCCAGAUCGCAACGCUGCAGGUGAAAAGCUCGUUGUCGAACAUCAUAAAGCAAGAUUGGAGCGGCGUGCAGAAAGAGCUAUGGUCUGGAAGCGAUUCAAGCCCAGUUGUCGAGAUGACCUUGAUCGACGUUGUCUGA